GCGUUUGAUAAACAAUAAGGAGGUCUUAGCCAUGGAGAUAACAACACCAGAGACGGCUAAGAAAAGUAGUGGCACAUUUUCCAAUGAAUGUCUGAAGACCAACCCAGAAAAACCCUUUGAGGAAUCCGGUUGUGUCCAUGUUUGCGAGGUGUGUGGGACAAGCUUUGAGACGAGGAAAGGUCUCUCCAGUCACGCCCGAUCUCAUCUCAGGCAGCUUGGUGUAUAUAGCAGCGGAGCUCCUAUAGACCUCCUGUACCAGCUAAUGAAAGAAAGAGGCGGAACUCUACCCAAGCCCAAAAAUCAGGCCAGCACUGUUAAAAAAUCCAAAGCCCAGUUCCCCAAACUCAAAAAGCACAACAGGCCUAAAAUAAAGAUUAAAAUAUCCAACCUUGUUAAGAAAAAAUAUGCUCUUUCUUCCUCUUCAACCACCGCUGUCAAAAAAUCUGCCAAGUCUGGUCGUUUUCCUUUCGCUCCAAUGAAGCCUGGUAAAGCCUCUUCGAAGGGGACUGCAGGGUCCAAAGUAUCCAAAUCCAAGUCCGGCAAUGAGGCGGUGAAGUCUCGGCUUGAUGAUGGCGGUCCGUCUACCUCCCUCCCAUUGGCCUCACCCAAACCCCUCUGGGCACCUCAGGAAACAGAUGCUCCACUUAAUUUAACAACCAUGAUAAAUUCCACAGCAGCAAGGGAUGAUGUUCAUGUGUGUGAAUUGUGCGGAGCAUGGUACGAGACCCGCAAGGGUCUUUCCAGUCACGCCCGGGCCCACUUGCGGCAGUUCGGCGUGGCAUUGGACCCCAAAUGUGGUCCCAUAGAGCUUCUCCAUAAUAUCAUUCAGACUGAGGAAUUCCAGGAAAAGUUGAGCGCCGAGCAACAGGAGGAGACGUCCGUUCUUGAGAACUGUACAUCAACCCCUUCCAUUUCAUUAUCCAUUCCCAAAAAUCCAUCUCUUUCCCCUAAAAAACACCUCCCCUGUGUGACACCUCCGCCACCAAAAAAGCUGAAAAUGUUCCCUGAUGGAGCUGGAAGCUUGACCGACGGUGGAAAAACGGAUUUGAAAGCACCCUCUCAAGGAGAAACAUCUAAAAGCAUCUCCUGUGAGUUCUGCCACGAGAAGUUCAAGAAGAAUCAAAGCCUGGCCAGCCAUGCCCGCGGUCACCUGCGUCAACUGGGCAUCACUGAGUGGACUGUCAACGGAUCCCCCAUGGCAACCCUGCGCACGGUGAUGGCCCAGCGUGGCGCUUCUUCUGGUUCGCUUAAAGCCCCCGAGCCCCUCGCGCCUUCUACGCCUACGUCACCCUCUGGGCCGCCCACUGUACCCCAUCUCCCCUCAUCUCCUAAAGUCAUUACCCAGUCUUCGUCUCUUCCUGUGCGUCUCAAAGUUCCAAAGGCCCGGAAAGGCUCUAGGACUGUGUUUCCUAAACCAAAGAAUGAGCCAUUGGAAGUCGAUAUCUCUAUCGUAGGGUCUCCCAAGCCACAGAGUGAACCCAUGUCUCCAUUAUCACCUCAGAAGAUGUCUGCUCCCACCACUGUUAAAAGCCCGGUAACACCCCCCAAACUUGAGAAGCAGGACCUCGCACAGUUUGUGUUCUGUGACUACUGCGGUGCGAUGUUUGAAACACGUAAAGCCCUCUCCUGUCACGCACGCGCUCACUUACGACAGAUGGGCGUGAAGUACUCAGAGAAAGUCUCGGCCAUCGACGCCCUGCGGGAGCUCAUGCAGAGGGAGGGCAACGAUCGGGCAUCCGACGUCAAACCUGAAUCCUACACUGGGGCGGCAGUGCAGUGGAAAAAAACAGCCUCCUCACCCCGCACUGUUACACCGUCACCUGUGGACUUCACGAAAGACAAAGCUGCCCCAGACGUCACAACUCCAGGCUUUUCUGAUGCCACGUGUGAACUGUGUGGUUUUGAUUUUGAAAAUCGAAAGGCCCUGGCCAGCCAUGCCAGAGCCCACCUCAGGCACGUGGGUGUGGAUUGGAAGGUCAUCGGUUCUCCUAUCGAGACCCUGGCGGCCUGGAUGAAAAACGAACCAAAAAAGGUGGCAGAUCUUCACAAACGCUACUCAAAGGGUGAUCUGCCAUUGGUUAAAAAGGGCCCCAGAAAACCCCCAUCUGCAAAUCAUUCAUCAGACUCUGAGUCUGUCCGUAUGGGUUCCCCCAAAGCUUCAUCAGGUGCUCGAGUCUCAGCAGGUCAGCCUCCGGUAUCUCCACCUUCCAAAGCAGCUUUGGUACCAGAAGCAGGUAGAGAGAUCAAAGCAGGCAUGAGCCACUCCUCGUUUUCACAACGGAAACGUCCCUCAUCGGGUGAACCUCCACUGUCCAGCCUGAUCCAGAGCCCUGCGGCCCACAGUGGACUAAACGUUCGUUCGCCUAGAGGGUUUGAACGGCGUCCUUCAAAGCAUUUUUCCCACACGGAGAAGAUAUCAGAGGAGACAGAGCCUUCGAAACCCUCACGGGCUGGAAACAUUCCAUCCUUGGUUCCCAGACCACCAGAAACCAGACUAGUAAAGCUGGUAGGGAAGGUGUACUCUCUCAAAUGCAGGUUCUGUGAGGAGGUUUUUCAUGGACCUCUGUCCAUACAGGAAGACUGGGUUAUGCAUCUACAGCAACACAUCCUCAAGCUGAAAAAGGAUUCAACCUCAUCACCUCAGUCGAGUCGAAGGCGGGACACUGUAGAGCCUUCUUUAAAUCGUACAGAAGCAACACUUCUUAUUGGCCCUCAGGCUGUAUAGAUGACCUUUCUACUGUGCUCUUUCUUACCAUAAGUUACACUACACUGACUUUAUUGCAAAAAUGGCUUUAUUACCUGGACCUUUUUAUUUGAAAAUUUCAUACAAUUUUAGAGACCAUGACCGCAGCCUUUUUCGACCUUUAGAGAGAUUUACUAUGAUGUCUUGAAUGUAUUUUACUAUUUGUAUUUGCAUUAUGCUCUUUAUAAUGUGUUAUAACAUUUUAGCUCUUACCUUUCUUGGUUUACAAGAUUUCAGAUAUGUUGUUUUAUACAAUACUUUUGGAAAGUUUGCAUACUAGUUUAGUUUUAAACAAGGUUUUAUUGUUUUAUAAGCACAAUGAAACGUAUAGAUCGUUUAGUCAUUAAAAUUUGUUUCAGUUACAGAACUGUGAAUUACAGAGGUUUUACAAUCUCAAACAAGAUGGAUUACAGAUUUUCAUGUGUAUGCAUUGAUAAAAAUAGUUUCAGGAUUUUUACAAGUAAAGCCGUUGAUCGUUGUAUUAAAUGACAGUUUAACGAAACAUGUUUUGGGGUUCAGUUUAUACAUCAUGAUCCUGUUAUUUGUAUUUGUGGUUGAUUUCCACAUACAGUAUUACUUUUGUGUAAUAUAUUAGAAUUUCUUCCACAAAUUCCUUUGUCUUGUGCCAAAGUUUUAAAUAAGACAAUAGCACUACAAUCAAAACUUUA
Misgurnus anguillicaudatus (oriental weatherfish) is the source of this 3411-nucleotide messenger RNA. Lineage: Eukaryota; Metazoa; Chordata; Actinopteri; Cypriniformes; Cobitidae. The record is from RefSeq and is a predicted model, not a curated record.